GUGAGGUUAUGUUACCUACUUACAUAGUUCACCUAGAUUUUAAUUUAAUGAAACUAUCCUACUUUAGUGUAAUUUCUACAUAAGUAAACCUUUAGCUAAUAAGAUACACAUUCUUUCGUAAUGCCUUCUUUUUCAAGACUACAAAAAAUAGCUAUUAUUAGCUUGGGCGCCGUUGGAGGCGGCCUGGCGUAUUAUCAGUUAAAUAGUAAACAGGAGAGGAAAUACGGCGUGCAUAAUUCUUGGACUACAAAUUAUUCUCCAAGUGUGAAAUGGGAUUCUAACUGGGAUCACCGGGACCCAAAAGCUAUUGUCAAGCCUCCAAAGGCAGGCAAACCAGAAGACGACAACAGAUAUAAUGAGGAACUGGAGAAGGCGAAGAGCAAAGCAGUGCGGCACAUAUUUAUGAUCAGGCACGGCCAGUACUUUGUUGACGGAGCUACUGAUAAGGAGAGAGUGCUUACAGAAUUAGGCAGGAAACAAGCAGACUUAACGGGGCAACGGUUAGCAUGCCUAGACAUAAAAUGGGACCUUCUAGUCCGUUCUACCAUGACACGGGCACAGGAGACAGCCACACUCAUUCAGAAACAUCUUCCCGCUGACCUGGAGGUGAUCAACUGCUCCUUGAUCGAAGAGGGUGCUCCGAUACCUCCGGAACCCCCAGUUGGCCAUUGGAGGCCUGAGCCAAAAUUCUUCCAGGACGGUGCCCGGAUAGAGGCGGGAUUCCGCCGCUACUUCCACCGCGCGCCGCCCGACCAGGUGCGGGACUCGUACACUCUCCUAGUGUGCCACGCCAACGUCAUACGAUACUUCGUGUGCAAAGCGCUCCAAUUCCCACCGGAAGCGUGGCUCCGGAUAUCUCUGAACCACGGCUCCAUCACGUGGGUCUCCAUCAUGCCCAACGGGAACGUGGUGCUGCGCUCGCUCAGCGACACGGGCUUCAUGGAGCCCAGGCAUGUCACUAGCCGAAAUUCAUUCUUGCGAGACGCGACGAAGAAUAUCUUAGAAGACUAGUUAAAAAUCAACCCAAAAUACGUCUGAACAUAGCCUCGAAUGAUGGUCUAAUGCGUUUGGGUCUUGUACGUGCAGGAACACAAAAGUUGCCUCCUCUGUUACCGAAAAUUUAGGCUCAUGGAGCCUAAUUUGUGGUUGUGACUCAUAAGUGCUUGUUGCUACUACAGCUUGGCAAAAAAGAGUAGAUAUUAAUAAGUUUUUGACAAAAAUUUCAUUUUUGGUACAAGCUUUUAUCGCUGACUGUACUUUUCUUUUCACAGGCAACUAAUGCUCAUCGAGACAAUUCUAAAAACCCCAAACACAACUAGGUUUCGUUGUUUUAUCACAGAGUUCCUAUGGCCACCUCCGGUCUCCAUCAUCAGAUCAGCUUGAUGACACCAUAAUAUUGCAUUGUCACCCGACUUACGUAUGUAUGCAAAAUUUCAGCUCAAUCAGGAUCCGGCAAGUGCAUCAAAUUUAACUUGUAAGAUUUGAUUACCGACCGACAGACAACGGUCAGGUGAAAGUAAAUAAAAGCUUGUAAAAAGUGGCAACACUGUAAUAUCGUCCCGUUUUCUUAUAUAAAUUGGUUUGAAAGGGACGUCACUACAGUGUUGCUACUUUUUAAUUUCUACUCUUUUUUCCCAAGCUGUACUUACAUGAAUUAUUUGAAUGUUAUUGUCUAAAACCGUCCCGACGUUGCUUUGGGCUUCGACAAAAUUUUUGUCGUUUUUUGACCAAAUUUUUAAACUUUGUGGGGGCAGAUAAUUUAUGAUUUUCCAUUGUUAGAAAAUGGCAUAAAAAUGGCAUCUUUAAACCUGCAUGUAAACGUUUUGAGAAAUGUACUAGAUUGUUAUGUAAAAUAUUUCACCGUCAUGUCUUUUAAAAAAAUUGUUCGCGAUCUCCUUGCUCCUAGAGAUACAAAUCAUAUCUAGUAACUAACUAACCCGUUAGUACCUAUAUACUACAUAUAAUAAGUCAUUGUAAUCGCUUUCAGUCAUUUGCGUUGAAAAGGAUCAUUGUUAUUGUGACAAAAGAGAUAUUAAAGUACAAAAUGUAAUCCAAUUAAAUUGAUUUAUUUAAAACACAACAAUGGCCCAUAAUGGUUAGUAACAAUUAAAAAUAAAAACUAAGUGUUAGUGGAACAAAAGCAGAAAGCGACAAACACAGAUAGCAGUAACAAUAAUAAUAUCUAUUAAUAUCUACCGUAAAUCGUUGGUUUUUAAGUAUACCUACCAGUUUCUUUUAUACCUACCGAUUCCGUGCUGACAUUUUCAUAUAAUAUACCUAAUAAUAUAAGGUACCUAAAGCUAACCAAGGUAUUUAAUUAUUACUUACCCAUGUUGCUGCCACUUAAGUUCAUUAAAAAUUGGUUUUAAAUUGAUUUCAGUACAAAUCUUGAACACUGCCAAUUUCACACCAGUUAUGUGUAUAGUCGAUGCUAAAGUUAUGUUUACAUUUUUCGUCUUAUAAGGGAGUAAGGUGCAAACAUGUCUUCGUCGUCGACUGUACCUAGAGUCGUAGUCAAAAGUAAAAAAUACCUAGUCAAUAAGUAAGUACGUAAAAUGUUACAUUUGUCGUUAAUAUCGAGUCGAACAAUGAAAAUGCUAACCACUAUUGUUAAUAAUGUUUUCACCACACCAGCUCGGAAAGGCUUACUUUGCACUUCAAAAACUGAUAGCAAAGUUGCAUCUUAUUCACAUGUGAGGCAAAGUAAUCAAAUGCAAAUUUUGAAUUGUUUUUCUUAUGUUUGCUGGUAGAAUUGACUUUUAUAUGAUGAUUUUGGAUGAUAAAUAUUUAAUAACAUUCAUUUGGAUUUGAUUUUGUUUGAUAUUUUUCAUUUAAUAUUUGUUUCGGGUUGGUGUGGUGAAAAAUUUUGUGUUUUACUCGGGGGCAAAUUUUGUUUAAAAACCUUUUCGUGCUUUGAAACCCUCGCCACACUCAAGAUUUCAUUUUUCAAUUUUGGAAUCUUUCGCUUGCUCGGGUAUCAAUACUAGCAUAAGCGGUUAAACAAUAACUUUGCCCCCAUGUAAAACAAAUAACUAUUAAAGUUCAUUGAAGCGCGUUGUUUUUCAUUUAAAAUGAUGAAGUAAGCUAUCCCAAGUUGUAAUUUAGCCGAAAUACCUCGAUGUAAAGUGUAGGUAGGUUAGCUGUAAGUACCUAUUGUAUGUAUGAAUCAUUGUAGUGUAAAUAUUUUGAUAAAUUAAUAAAAAACAAUGA
Molecule: messenger RNA, 3210 nt
Organism: Cydia fagiglandana
Lineage: Eukaryota; Metazoa; Arthropoda; Insecta; Lepidoptera; Tortricidae
Gene: Pgam5
Product: serine/threonine-protein phosphatase Pgam5, mitochondrial
Exons: 6
Coding region: 121-1011 (296 amino acids)
Biological process (GO): peptidyl-threonine dephosphorylation; positive regulation of mitochondrial fission
Cellular component (GO): mitochondrion
Molecular function (GO): protein serine/threonine phosphatase activity
Source: RefSeq, a predicted model, not a curated record